Paramecium tetraurelia is the source of this 1232-nucleotide messenger RNA. RefSeq lists its product as uncharacterized. The record is from RefSeq and is a predicted model, not a curated record. The transcript is spliced from 5 exons. NCBI's taxonomy places the organism in Eukaryota, Ciliophora, Oligohymenophorea, Peniculida, Parameciidae. Gene Ontology annotation, molecular function: MAP kinase activity; ATP binding. Gene Ontology annotation, cellular component: cytoplasm; nucleus. Gene Ontology annotation, biological process: intracellular signal transduction; protein phosphorylation.
AUGAAACAUAUUUCAUAAAAUUCAUAGAAUUUGUAACUCGUCACGAAGACCUUCAAUGACAUCCCAUUCACUAUUUCCACUCGAUAUUAAGGAAUUAAAUUAUUGGGAGCAGGAUCAUAUGGAACAGUUUUGUUAGCCUUGGAUACCCAAACCAACACCAAAGUUGCAAUUAAGAAACUCAACCCAUUAGAGGAUAUUAUAGAUGCCAAGAGAAUGCUGAGAGAAAUACGAAUAUUAAGAGCUAUGGCUCAUCCCAAUAUUGUUGCAAUCAAAGCUGCCAUCUACGAUAAUGUAUCAUAAGAGAGUGACUAUUUCGGAACUGUCUAUUUGGUAUAAGAAUAUUUUUAGGCCGAUCUUCACAGAGUUCUUAAAAACCCAAAAGAUCUCUCUGAUGAUCAUGUGCAAUUCAUCAUGUAUCAAUUAACCAAGGCAGUGGCAUAUCUACAUUCAGCAUCCAUCAUACACAGAGAUAUCAAACCAUCCAAUAUAUUAGCCAAAGAUGACUGCUCAAUAAGUCUGUGUGAUUUUGGCCUCUCCCGAUAAAUCGAAGAAUACGAAGAAGAAGAUAAUAAAAAAGCAUAAAAUUUCACAGAAUAUGUUGUUACAAGAUACUACAGAGCACCAGAAAUUAUGGUUUCCUCUUAGCAAUAUUCUUUUCCCAUUGACAUUUGGUCAUUGGGCUGCACUUUUGCCGAAAUGCUAAAUGAAGGAAAGGUUCUCUUUAAAGGCAAGACUUAUGUUUAAAUGGUAAAAAUGAUCUUCGAAAUACUUGGCAAACCAAUUCAAGAAGACCUGGAUCAAUUCAUCAAGAAUAAAAACGCUAUGGAGUUUGUCCAGUCCCUACCAAGUGUCCCACCACAAUCAAUCAAGAAAUUAAUUGAUUAUUCCAAUCCUCUAGCAAUUGAUUUAUUGGAUAAAAUGCUUGUGAUCAAUCCUCAUAAAAGAAUCACUGCUCAAGAAGCAUUAAAUCAUCCUUAUUUUAAAGAAAUUAGAGAAAAAACUGAGGAAGCUCCUUAUAAAGGGCACGCAGACUUUACAUUCGAAAAUGAUGACACUAUUAGUUUUGAAUAAAUGAGAAUUAUGAUUCUCGAAGAACUAAAUAAAUUAGGGGAAAAGAUAGAUAUUCCUGGAGAGAUAGAUAGAUUAAGAUAACUCAGAGAGAAAAGGAGAGCUCAAAAAUUAAAAAAAUGAUUAUUUUUUUAUUCAUUAUAAGAUUUUAAGGCAUAUAUAUA